Molecule: messenger RNA, 3687 nt
Organism: Stereum hirsutum FP-91666 SS1
Lineage: Eukaryota; Fungi; Basidiomycota; Agaricomycetes; Russulales; Stereaceae
Exons: 3
Coding region: 1-3687 (1228 amino acids)
Molecular function (GO): protein binding
Source: RefSeq, a predicted model, not a curated record
AUGCGACAAGCACUGAAUACUCUCCCCACAGAUCAUCGUCUCUACAAUCCGAUACUUCUCGAACUCUCCGAUGCUCUGCAAUACCGCUACAGUUUCUUGGGUGAUCUAGACGACAUAGAGGAUGCGAUCCUUUACAGCCGUGACGUAAAGCCGUUUUUUGACCCAGGCUCCAGAGAGCUAGCUUCAUGUUUGAGAGUAUUGGGCACUUCUCUAUCCGAGAGAUUCAAGUACGCGGGAGAGACGAACGAUUUGGACGAGGCCAUCUCGUCUUUGAAUGAGGCUGUCGCGAUCAUGCCUGACGAUGACGAUGCCAAGGCUUCCGCUCUAACCAACCUCGGAACCUCGCUCAUCUCUCGAUAUGAGUACGUUGGUGCUAUCUCAGAUGUCGACGAAGCCAUAUCUCGUCAGCGACAGGCUAUAUCACUCACGCCAAACGGCCACGAAAAGAAACAUGCUCGCAUCACGAACCUCGGAAGCUCUCUGCUUUCUCGAUUCGAACAUCUAGGUGAUCUAUCUGACGCCGAUGAAGCCAUCUCGAUGCAGCAGCAGGCUGUGGAACUCACGGAUCAUAAUGACCCCCCAAGUUUAUAUAGUCUGGGGAAUGCGUUCCUUCGCCGAUUUGACGCCUUGGGAAAGCUUGGCGACAUUGAACAGGCGAUAGUGUUCGGACGACAGGCUGUGGACCUCGCGUCGGACGAUGACCCGGAAAAGAUCAAGUAUCUUGGCGUUUUGGGGACGUCGUAUUGUUGUAUGUUCGAGCAUACUGGAAAUUCCGCAGAUAUCGACGAGUCCAUACGUAUUCAGCAGCAGGCUGUUACACUUGCGGCCGAUGAUGACGCUGAGAAACCUGCUAUCCUAAGCGGACUGGGAUCUUCGUUUUCAUCUCGAUUUAGACGGCUUGGAACACUCUCUGAUAUCGACGAGGCUAUCGAGCUUCAAAAACAUGCUGUUUCUCUCACAUCCGACGAAAUUCCGAAUAAGCCUAUAUUCCUCAGUAACCUCGGUAACUCAUACAUAUGGUGCUUCAGGCGUUCAGCAAAGUUAUCAGAUUUGGAAGAGGCGAUCAGACUUCAUGUGCAGGCUGUAGCGCUUACGCCUGAAGAGCAUGCUGCUAAGCCGUCUCACAUCAAUAAUCUCGGGGAAUGUCACCUCCACCGUUUCGAGCGUUUGGGCAAUACCACAGAUAUCGACGAAGCUAUCACGCUUCACAGACAGGCCAUUACGCUUGCCCCCGAUGGGCGUGCUCAGAAGGGUAGGGGCCUGAGCGCACUUGGAGCGUCGCUUUGUCGUAGAUUCGAGCGAUUCGGAAGUUUCCCCGAUAUAGUGGAGGCUAUAGCGCUGCAGAGACAAGCAUUGGGCAUGAUGCUUCAUGAUCAUCCGCAGAGAGCUACGCGUCUCGAUGAUCUGGGUAUCUCGUACCUUCGCAGGUUCGAGCGUUUAGAUGAACUGCCUGAUAUCGAAGAAUGCAUUACGCUCCAGAAGCAGGCAUCUGAUCUUACGCCAGAGGGAGAUACGCAGAAGCCUGGCAGGCUCAAUAACCUCGGGAACGCGUUCCUUCGGAAGUUUGAACAUACAGGGAAUGUACCGGAUAUCGACGAGGCCAUCAUGUUGUACAGACAAGCUCUUGAGCUUGUACCAGAUAGCCAUUCUGAGAAGGCUACUUAUCUCGGGAACCUUGGGAAGGCGUUACUUGGCAGAUUUGAGCGAUUGAAGACUUUGCUCGAUGUGGACGAGGGCAUCGCACUCCAUAGGCGGGCCGUAGGUUUGACGCCGGAUGAUCAUGCGAAGAAGCCUCUGCGUCUCAACAACCUCGGGAACUCGCUUCUUCGGAGGUACGAACAUACUGGCGAUAUUGACAUUCUUGAAGAGGCUAUAGCGGUACAGCGGCAGUCUCUGGCACUCACUCCAGAUGGCCAUGCGAAUAGAGCCACAUAUUUGAGCAACCUCGGAAACUCGUACGCUUGUCGAUGGAGUAAUAUUCGAGAACCCGAUGAUAUCAAGGCAUCAACUCAGCACUUUAUGGACAGUGCGAGAUCUACGUCUGCCCCUCCAUUUGUUAUGUUCCGCUCUGCGCGGAGAUGGGCUGAAGGCUGGCUGAUACAGCGUGGAACGCCCAGUCUUGAGGCUCACGAGACCAUCAUCAGUCUCGUACCCCGCAUCAUCUGGCUCGGAACAGAUGUUUCUCGUCGUUAUGAAGAUAUAUUGUCUAUUGGCGAUGCGGUGAAUGAGGCAGCGGCAGCAGCUAUCGAGAUGAAGCAGUAUGAUACCGCACUUGAAUGGUUGGAACAGGGACGAUCAGUUGUAUGGGGUCAGAUUCUAAGUCUACGUUCUCCUAUGGACGAGCUGAGGGCAGCGGAGCAGGGAGAUCUGGCAAAUCAGUUGGAACAGGUUUCUCAGCAGCUGGAGAAGGCGGGAACUACCCUGCCGACAACUUCCAGUGUCGCUCUCGAGAGUCCUGCAAGUUCUUCGGAAGAGCAGGCGCAGAAACACCGCAGACUGGCAGAGAGGUACGAGGGGCUAUUGGCGGAGGUUCGCCGCAUCAAGGGAUUCGAAAGGUUUUUGCAACCAAAGCAGCUCUCUGAGCUCAUUGGCGCUACGCGAUCUGGACCAGUCGUCGUCAUCAACGUUCACCGACGCCGCUGCGAUGCCCUCGUUUUACGAAACAGGGAUUUACCGAUUCUUCAUGUGGCACUCCCGACAGACUUCACAUACGAUACGGCCAAGAACCUGCGUCUUGAUUUGAUCAAGUCCCUGGCCAAGGCAGGAAUCCGAGAUCGCGACGAUCGUGCCAGUAAGAAACAUCUCGUGAGCGGCGUAGAAAAGCUCAAGAUGCAGAAGGUCUUAGAGGCUAUAUGGAUCAACGUCGUUAGUCCAGUACUCUCCGCUCUCGGAUACAUGACUACACCGCAGACUGAAGAACUACCCCAUAUCACAUGGUGUGCUACGGGGCCGCUCGCAUUUCUUCCCCUUCACGCUGCGGGUCUUUACAGCACGCACGACCAGCCAAGGGCUUUCAAAUAUGCCGUAUCUUCGUACACGCCGACCUUGGCUACGCUGAACAGACCAUCAAAUGACCACCCCAAGUCCGCUCCGCGUAUCCUUGCGAUAUCGCAACCCAGUACGCCUGGACAAAGUCGCCUACCUGGGACAGUGUCCGAGGUCCAGGCUGUCAAGAAUUGCGUCGGCGCCUUAGACUUCUCGUGGCUCAACAGUGACCAAGCUACGGUCUCUGCGGUACUCGACGAGAUGGAUAGAGGGAAUUGGUGCCACUUUGCCUGUCACGGGGUCCAGCACCCCGAUGACCCGAUCAAGAGCGCCUUCGCCCUGCACGACGGUCCACUGGACUUAAAGACGAUCAUGGCCAAGUCCUUCGAUUCUGCAGAGAUAGCGUUCCUGUCUGCGUGUCAGACCGCGACGGGAGACGAGAAACGCCCAGAGGAGGCGGCUCAUCUCGCCUCUGGGAUGCUCAUGGCUGGAUAUCGCUCCGUGUUUGGGACGAUGUGGUCUAUCGGUGACGCGGACGCGCCUGUGAUUGCGAAGGAGGUGUAUACCUACUUGUUGAAAGACGGUGGGGUCAAUCGUGGUAAGGAGGCGUAUGCUAUGCAUUACGCAGUAGAGAAGCUUAGAGAGAAGGUCGGCGAGGGGGCAUUCGUCAAGUGGGUACCUUUUGUACAUUUCGGUGGUUAG